This is a messenger RNA of Brassicogethes aeneus, 1306 nucleotides long. The record is from the annotation of a GenBank genome assembly. NCBI's taxonomy places the organism in Eukaryota, Metazoa, Arthropoda, Insecta, Coleoptera, Nitidulidae.
AACCAAUCAAACGGAUUCCCUGAAAAAAACCUCGUUCGAUUGUGCUUCUUCCCACCACUUCAGCUCACACUAAUUAAUACAUCUGAUAUGCAUAUAUAGAGGUCAAAGUUUUUAAAUUCGUUUCAGUGCGGAUCAAAUCAAUAAACGAUUCACAUUACAUUUAAUUUCGUAUUUAGCGUUUUAUUUUUCAAACGAUUUCCAACAAGAAAAUGAAGAACUGUGUCCUAAUUUUGUGCUUAAUUUUGAUUAUUGGAUUUACGACAUCCUCGCCAGUUGGGAAUGGACCGUCACAAGACAUGGCAAAAAGACUCAAAAGAGAAAUCCCUAUCGCGGCCGAUCUAAAAAACACCCCGUGCGCCCCCAACGAUUAUUUCAAACUCGAGUGUAACACCUGCUACUGUAACAUCGAACGUAGCGGUUACCUGUGCACGGAGAACUUCUGCCCGGACUAUGUGCCGGACAAAACCUCAGAAAUCCGCCUGUCGAACGACACCAAAGUGGUGAUAACCAACGGCGACGUGAAAUUGGUGAAGGAGAACGCCAAAGAGGCUCAGAUUGACAACAACCUUUUCAUGUUACCGCAAGGGAGGGAUUUAAAGUUACCUGUUGACGGUAGUUUAGAAGGUGUUACGGCAAAAGUAACUGGUAACGGUACUGAGGGUGUUACGGGUAAUGCAACAACGGUUUCGGAGGGUGUCACCAAAAUAUAAUGGCUUGGAUAUAGGAAUUUUCCUGUACCCCGGGCCAAAACUUCAAAAAAGACUGCAACGUUUGUACUUGUACACUCGAUGGAAAGAAUGCCCUUUGUACUCAACAAACUUGUAUUAAUUUGGAACUUUCAAAUUUGGAUGUACCAACCGAAAGUACUAGUACCGCUACAAGUACUUCCACAACAAAAACUGAAAAUAUCUCUUUAGUUUAGGUACUUUCUUUAUUUUAUUUUAAAGGCAUUUUUCUUAGUGUAUUGUAAGGUUUUGUAGGAUAAUUUUUGUCUUGUUUUAACAUAAUAAUUGACUUCUUAACGUUGUUUCUACAUAAUGUAUUAUUUUUAGUAUCGUUCUUUGUAUGUAUGUGAAAAAAUUUGAUUAAUCAAAAUUACUUAAUUUUAUGUUUACUAUAAUAAUUGUAAUGUUAAUUUUAGAUUCAGAAUUGUAAAAUUUUAGGUAGCUCAAAAAAUAUGUAUUUUUAAUACCUAGUGACUAAAAAUUAUUAAAUGUUUGGUAACUAUUGCUUAAAUAAAUUUUGUAACUCUGUAUUUUAACCUUGUGAAUGUAAAUGUAGUAAAUAAAUGGAUUUUCAAUAAAUA